Molecule: messenger RNA, 6572 nt
Organism: Mercenaria mercenaria
Lineage: Eukaryota; Metazoa; Mollusca; Bivalvia; Venerida; Veneridae
Exons: 20
Coding region: 1-4491 (1496 amino acids)
Biological process (GO): G protein-coupled receptor signaling pathway
Cellular component (GO): membrane
Molecular function (GO): G protein-coupled receptor activity; protein binding
Source: RefSeq, a predicted model, not a curated record
AUGGUGAAGGAAUUUUAUCUGACAAAUGAUGAAAACGAAAAUAGUGAUGUUGAGGAGGAGGAUAAUGAUGAUGAUUUCCUUCGUACUUAUCACUUAAGUCAAAUAAAGAACUUCGACUCCCUUAAAAUAGAUACCUGUGACGAUACUGGUGGGAAAAAUCGUGUACCGAUCAACGUGACGUAUUCUGGAAAGGUCUGUCAAAGAUGGAACAGGCUAACAGAAGAGGCUAUGCAGCAUUUCGAGGCCCUGUUUCCAAACCAAUACAUUCCAAAUACCGCUUCAAACUACUGCAUUGAUCCAUCUUCAUCGGGGAUAUUUGGAUGUUAUGCCGAAGGCCUUAACAAUAGAUGGGAACCUUGUAUUUUGCAACUCAAUGAACCUCUUUUAGAAGAAAUACAUUCUGGAAACAAUCAAAGCAGUGAUAACCUUCCGUUUGUAUGCCGUAAUGGUUCAAAGAUAUCUUUGCUUAAACAAUGUGACUGGUCUUUUAACUGCAAUGGUACCUGGGAUGAAAUUUUAUGCUUUUACAAGAAAAAAGGUCAUCAUCUUAUAGACACAAACCAAUUAAACGUAAAUGACCAUCUUCCAUCACGUCUAGUGAAAGGGUCGUACUUCCGUUGCGGAAGCAUGGAAUGGAUAUUGAUUUUGGCUAAAUGUGAUGGUGUUAUAGACUGCAUUGACGCAUCUGAUGAACGUCAUUGUGAAAGAACAAAUGAAGAAUGUGGCGAGAACGAGUUCUCUUGUGGUGAUGGUAACUGUAUACAUAUAAGUAAGGUAUGCGACUCCAUUUCCGACUGCUCUGACUCGAAUGACGAGUUUUGCGGAUUAAAACCUUGUGAAAACGACGAAUAUAGGUGUGAUACACACAAGUGUAUUUCUGAAGAAAAGAGAUGUAAUGCAAUUCCUGAUUGUAUGGAUUUCAGUGAUGAGAGGAAUUGUGAUAUAAUGUCCUGUAAACAGUCUUUCCACUGCGAUGGGUUCAAGUGCAUCCCAAAACAACAAAUUGGCAACUCAAUUCCUGAUGGUAGCGAUGAGAAGCCUUAUAAUCUAUAUCAGUGUUCGUGUGACGAAGCGUGGAAAUAUGGAUAUCAUUUCACUGGGUAUUACCUAUUAGGUUGGUCACCCUGUUUCUGUAACUUCACCUAUAUUGGUAACCCUAAUGGUGAAAUAACGGCAACAAUCAACGUAGAUGAAAGGAUAAUAACGAGGGGAAACAGCUGGGAUUACACAGAUGCUUGUAGAGAAAUCAACUUAAAAUCUGGCACUGUGUGCUACCUAAAGAUGCGAAAUACAUGCAAGUUUGCCAUAAAGUCUGCUUUUCUUGUUGAUGGUCAGUAUGUCAGUGCUAAUUCAACGAAUUGCCAGUGCUCUGUUUGGACAUACAGAAUCAAAUGUGGUGAGCAUUAUCGUAAGAAUAGUUUCUCUCGUAAUCUUGAAGAAUAUAUCGACCACCAGUUUGAAUAUGUCGGGCAUGAAGCAUGCAAUGGAGAGCACACAGACAACAUAAUAUCGUCCUUAUACGAUCCGCUUGUUCUACUACGCCAGCGUGAAAAAUCAAUAGAAAUAACGCCUGAAGCAAUCACGUGUAUUUACGACUACAGAGCUAAUGUGACAGAUAGAGAGUUUAAUUGUGACAAUGAGAAGCCGAUACCAAUGUCUUUGCGGUGCGUGUAUGACGAGGAUGGUUCUGGUUACAUGACCGGAUGUCGGUCUGGCAGUCAUUUACACGAUUGCACAACGUUUGUAUGUCCGGAAAAUACAGUGAAAUGCCCACGAAGCUACUGUAUUCCUCUAAAAUUUGUUUGUGACGGGAAAUGGCAUUGUCCAACAGGCGAAGAUGAACUUAAUUGCACUUGUUCCGUUAGAGAGAGAGAGGUUAUAAUUAUUGUAGAAGAUACGAAUCUACAAACAGAUAGCAAAACGGCAGCUGUCAAGUUAGCAGAACAGUUCUACAACCCCCGCAGUAUUAUUCGAUUAUUACACUUCAAGAAGACUACUGGAAACACGAAGAUUCCUAUAAAACAUGAACUAUUAGAAAUUCGUGAAGAACGUGUAAGAAAGCUUCGCGCAGAUACACCAGAAACGAACGAUUGCAUUUAUGGAUCAAUGGCUCGGAAUUUACUGAAUAUCUUACGAUUUUCAAGAGCUGAUGGUGUUGUAUUUAUUGAAGACAGUGUGUAUUCAUCUUCUGUUGCCGACCUGAUGUUUUCAAAUCUUUCAAGGCCAUCAUUCUCCACUUACCGUGUUAUCAAAAAAAGUGCUUCAACUGAUCACAAACCAGACCGGUUUAGGUUUGUGAAAGACAUUCGCAUUAUCAAAUGGGAGGCAUUAUUUUCGAUCGGGUACAGACGUUUUCCUGAAAUAUGCGAAGCUGCGAGUGUUGUUCCCUGCUCAGGGGGAUAUAGAUGUUCAUCAAGUCAGCAGUGUAUACCAUUGGAACAGAUUUGUGACGGUAUUGCUCAAUGUAGCAGUAAAGACGACGAACAACUUUGCGAUUUCAGUUGUCCUUAUAAUUGUUCAUGUUCUGGGUAUUCGAUCAGCUGCCGAGCAGCAAACAUAAAGCUAAGACAAGCGUUGGCACUACCAAAAAGCACUAGGAGUGCAGAUAUCAGUUUAAAUCCAGAAAUAUAUAAGCUAUUAGAAGUGGACAAACUACGAUUACAUUUCUUGGUCAGGCUAAAUGUAUCCUCGUGCAGGAUCAGAUCUCUUAGCAAAGAGGCAUUUGUUCAUUUAAACAACCUCGUAUCACUGGAUAUUGGAUAUAAUGAAAUAACAAGGUUGCCAGAACAUGUAUUCUCUUUUUUGAGGCACCUUCGACAUCUCAUUUUGAUUGGUAAUGUUAACCUUCGAGUUAUAUCCUCGACAGCAUUUCAUGGACUGGAAAACAUUAAUAGUCUGCAAAUAACUGGAACAAAGCUGGAACGGAUUUCUGCAUACACCUUCUCCAAUUUAACAGUAAAAAUGAUUAACAUUUCAUAUAACAGGAUACAAGAAAUUGAAGAUUUUGCUUUCAAUAAUAUUUCAGUACAGAAAUUAGACAUGAGAGGUAAUGAAAUUCUAAUUUUCAACAAGCACAUUUUUCGCAGUGUAACUUCUCUCCGAGAACUCCAUACACCUGCUUAUAAAUUUUGCUGUAUUCGUCCAUGCUACGUCAAGGAAAGUGAGUGUUACCCAAAAAGGAACGAAUUUUCUUCGUGUGAAGACCUCAUGAGACAUCCAGUCCUUCAGGCAGUGCUAUGGAUAGUAGGGGUAGCAGCAUUAGCUGGAAAUCUUGGAUCGAUUAUUUACCGUUUGGGUUAUGACAGAGCUAGAUUAAAAAUCGGCUAUGGUAUAUUUGUGACAAAUUUGGCCACAGCCGACUUUCUUAUGGGAGUAUACCUCAUUACAAUUGCUGUAGUAGAUUCAUAUUAUCGGGACAGGUAUAUUUUCAAGGAUGAGCAAUGGAGAAAUAGCAAAUGGUGUGUAACUGCCGGUAUAUUGUCUACUGUAUCUUCCAAAGCGAGUGUCCUUUUCGUUUGUUUGAUAACCUUAGACAGACUUUUAGUCAUCAAGUAUCCCUUCGGUACCGUCAGAAUUGGACCUAAGAAGGCGCACAUUGUUUCCUGCAUCUCCUGGAUAUUUGCCAUCGCUUUGGCUUUGGUUCCUAUCAUAUUCACUGGCUUUUUUCAGAACAGAUUUUAUUCAAGAUCGGGAGUAUGCAUCGCCCUUCCUUUAACAAGAGAUAAGCCACCAGGCUGGAUGUAUUCGGUUGCUAUAUUUGUUGGCUUAAAUUUUUGUACGUUUAUUCUUGUGGGUUUAGGCCAGUUAGCUAUUUUUAUAGAGCUAAGAAAAGCAACAAGCACCAUAAAGAAAACCGAGAGAUCAAGAAAGCAAGAUCUAAAAGUAGCAAGGAACCUCAUUCUCGUUGCAACGACAGAUUUCCUGUGCUGGUUUCCAAUAGGUGUAAUGGGUAUAAUGGCAUUGAGUGGAUACCCUAUCUCUGGAGAUGCUUACGCUUGGACAGCAGUGUUCUUAUUACCACUCAACUCGGCACUGAAUCCUGUUUUAUACACACUCACGGCAAUAAUAAGAAAACAGAAAUUCAACCCAAGUACUGAGGAGCAGAACAGAACAGAACUUCAAAAGGAGAUUGGUUCAGCAAUCCUUCAAUAUCACAACUGUGGUAGAUCUAUGGGAAUUAUAUGGGGACCAUUGAAAGGAACACACAGCGUGCAAGACGUGCUUACAAAAGAAGGGAGCAUUCCUGCUGUAGCUGCUGCUGCGAUAAGUCUAAAACUUUCAAAGUAUUUGACCAUGCUUCAUGACUCUUCCAUCGCUGUUGAUCAAAUAUCGGACAGAAACACUUACAUUCGAAUGGAUAGGAAGAAGAAGCAAAUUGUCAGUUUGGCACUCGAUUGGAAGUUAUUCAUGACAGACGACAAAGAAAAGAUACAAAACAAUAUUUACGAGUUUGGUAUUCUUCUGCGACGACUUACUUCGAGAAGGAACUGAGAAUAAUUCUUCUUACUUUGAUACAGUAGAAGAGUGAUAAUAGACUUUUUCUUUAUGUAUGUUUUGAACUAUAUGUGACAUAUUUAGAUUUAUUCCUUUAUUCUGUCGGUACUUUUAUACAUUUCUUUUGCCUACUUUGUAAUUUGUGUGUUUUGUAUAUUUCAAUUUUAUAGGUAUUUUAUACGAUAAAUUAGAUUGUAUUUGAUAUAAACUGUUUAUUCUUUACCAUAUUUUCUCUUACAAGCAGUAUUCAGUUUACAAAAGUGAUCAUACAAUAUAUUUUGUAUUGGAUUCAAAAUAUUCUAUUAAGGACACCGUCGCCCGAACGAAUCUCAACGCCAGUAAACGAUUGACGCAGCGUCGUGUCAGUGUACGUAUUGAUUAUCAAAUGUUUCAGUCACCUGAAAUGGAAAUGCCAGUUUGAAUUGAUUUCCUUUUUAAAGAGAAAAUGAGAAUAAAAUAAAAAGUUCAUUUAAUAUCUUCUUGUACAAUAUCUAUUGGACUAUUCAUAUUUCAGAAUGGCGACUUGUCAAAAUAUAUCACCGUAUUGUACAGAACAAUGUAAAUAAUUUAUUAGUCUUGACUUUUAUUCAAUUGUAUGAUUUUACCUAACACUGUAUUGUAUUGACUUAUAUUCACUUGACUUGUAUUGCACUACAUUGUAUUUUUGUUGUUGUGUUCAAUUGUGUUGCGUUCAAUUGUGUUGUGUUGACUUGUUUUGUGUUGUGCUGUCUUUUGAUCAGUUUUAUUUUAUUUUAGUUUAUUCCAGUUUUGUAUUGUAUUGUAUUGUAUUGUUGCUAGCUAGAAAAAAGCAUAAAGAGCUCAUGACGAGGUUUUAGUGUCGAUGCAUGUACUUUGUUCGUCAAUAUAGUCAUUAAUUGGUGUGUUGAAGCUUCAUAGUAACAUGCCCACAAUCUAUAAAAAUACGACAUUUUUUGCUAAUUUUCAUUCUAGCAUCUGUAGUCAUUCCAAAUCCUAAUCAUAUUAGUUAGAGAGGUCUAAGGUAUCGUGCCCAUUAUUUCCUAAUGUUUACAUUCUUGCCCCUGCAGUACAAACAAUCAACUCGGCUUGCAUUUUUGGUGUCGUGGUAUAGAUAUAGUCCGGCUAACGACCAGAUAAUCUUUUUAAAUUAAAAUAAAUAAUCUUAAAAAUGUUCAUUGUUUCGCCUUUCUUCUCUGAUCAGAAUUUCCUUUCAUAUUUUGUAGCUCUGAUUAUUCCCUCUGUUUGAUUAGAAAGCGAACAUAACUAUAUAAUGUUUGAAUGGCUUCAAGGGUAAACCCCUUUGGACCAAUACGGACUAGGUCUAGAUAUGAUACUUUUUGUCAACAGGCUAUGAGUUUUACUACUUUCUUUUGUUUUGUUACGGUCUUUACAAUAAGAGAAAAUAUACAAGUAUGACGAUUAUAAAGAUUCUCGGAUUUUGCCUGACUUAGUAUAGUUCAUUGCCCUUGAUAGAACUCUGUUUAGAAUAUUGACACUAUAUUAUUAUGCAUUUGUAUUCACUUGAAUUGUAGUUAACCAUGCUGUAUUUUAUUUUUUGUGUUUCAUUGUGUUUUGCUGUGUUGCACUGCACUGCACUGUAUUACAUUGUAUUGUACAUUUUUUUGGCAUUUUUUUUUACCUGAGUAUCGCCGAUGUCUUGAGAAGAAAGCGAACGUUAUUGUAUAAUAUUUGAAUUGCUUCAGGGGUUAUCUCCUAUGAAUCUAACAUAGAUUCUGAAGACAGACUAGGUGUAGAUAUGACGCUUUUUGUUUUAUUACGCUUUUUAUGAUAUUUAUUUAGAAAAAAAACAAACAGAUCUGUCGAUCAAAGAGAUGAUCGGACAUUGUUUGACAAAUUAAAGUUUAAUGUCCGCCCAUGAUAAAACUAGGAUAUAUUUUAUACUUGCUAUAGUAUGGGUGCAAUGUGUAUUCCUAAAUCCAAAUUGAAACAUUUAUUCUGUAACUAUAUUCUAAGUUUAUUUAUUUUGUUGGGUUUAAAUCAUGUCAUGCUUAUUUAUGCUUACUUAUAUAUUUUUAAUUUGCAAUUUCACAUUGAUUUAUUUAAACAUGUCCAAAUGAACUCAUUAUAUGAGACGUGCC